Onthophagus taurus is the source of this 554-nucleotide messenger RNA. RefSeq lists its product as uncharacterized. The record is from RefSeq and is a predicted model, not a curated record. Lineage: Eukaryota; Metazoa; Arthropoda; Insecta; Coleoptera; Scarabaeidae. Gene Ontology annotation, molecular function: odorant binding. Gene Ontology annotation, biological process: sensory perception of smell.
AGCUUCCUAUAUAAACUCCCACACGUCCACUAUCGAAUUCAGACACCAAGUUUUCUUAGAAACCAAGUCUACAGCCAUCCAAGAUGAAAUUCUUAGUUCUUGCAAUCGUCGUUAUUGCUGUUACAGCAGUCAGCGCUGUCUCUGAAGACAAGAAAGCGCAAUUGAAAGCUUAUGGAAAAGAAUGUGUUGAAUCCACCGGAGUUGACACCAAAUUGAUCACGGCUCUUCGCGCUGGAUCAAUUACUGAUGACCAAAAAUUGAAAGAAUUCAUCGCUUGCGUUUGGCAAAAGACUGGCUCCUUGAAAGCUGAUGGUACCUUCGAUAAGGCUGUUAUUGCACGUGAUUUAGCCGAUAACAAAGUUGUCAGUGAUGUUGCCCUUAAAUGCGCCGACGUUACCGGACCCACCGCCGCUGACACCGCUUUCUUGUCCUACAAAUGCUUCAGAGCCAAUUUACCAGCUGACUACAAAGCACCAUGGUAAUUCAACAUGUACCGUUUUAAUCAAUUAAUAAUCAGUUAAUUUGUUGUUAAUAAAAUUUGUAUAGUAGCAGAA